This is a messenger RNA of Alternaria rosae, 1999 nucleotides long. RefSeq lists its product as uncharacterized. The coding region runs from base 470 to 1960 and encodes 496 amino acids. Gene Ontology annotation, biological process: ubiquitin-dependent endocytosis. Gene Ontology annotation, cellular component: cytoplasm; cytosol; plasma membrane. Gene Ontology annotation, molecular function: protein-macromolecule adaptor activity; ubiquitin protein ligase binding. The transcript has 2 exons. The record is from RefSeq and is a predicted model, not a curated record. Lineage: Eukaryota; Fungi; Ascomycota; Dothideomycetes; Pleosporales; Pleosporaceae.
GGCUGUGUCCGGCACAUUGUCCGAAAUGGGUACAUGGAAUGCCGAAUAUAUACACCCAAAGUCUAAUUAAAUACACAAAAAGAAGCCCCCUUUAGGGUACAACCUUGAGCGUUGCCGAAGAAGCCGUGCAAGAGAGUGGUUUGGGUGAUUGUUGCGUGGAAAAGCCUUCGCAUUGGGUUAUGACGUUGGGGCUGGGACCCUGGUCAGGCAGAGGGAACCCCGCGGGCAUCCGUUCUGGUGAUGCGCAGCCUGCAUCGCAAACACUCCCACGACAUGACACGCGUUCUCCUGGCUUAGCCGCUGCAUCACCAACUUACUUGAUGCGCUAAAUUGAUUCUCUGCUGCUCAACUACACCCUUGUCCUUGACAUGACGGCUCACCUCUGCAAGCUUCGCGAUUACCCGUUUACUUAGCCACCCGGUGCCUGGAAGCAAAUACUGGCCACUAAUCCUGAACGCAGACCUUCAAGAUGAUCGUCAACAUAGUGCUCGAGAAUCCUCACGAGCACUACACGAAUCUCGACGUCAUCCAAGGCAGAGUUCUUCUGCGGGUGCCGAAUCCUACCAACAUUAGCAGCAUCAUCGUGAAGCUAGAAGGCGAAAGCAGAACGCGACUGCUGGCACCCAUACAUCCAAACAGACCAGACAAACAGCGACCAGUGCUGGAAGUCCACAAGUUCCUGUACAAGACACAGGUGGUGUGGCCGACGAAUGUGCGCCCUGAAGAUGUCGCCCAGAAUCCGAAAGCAGCCUUCACCAUCAACGCCGGGUCCUUUGAGUACCCGUUCCAGUUCAAGCUUCCUCUCAACACGCAAUGCCAGCAGACCAACAAUCCCAUCUCCAACGUUUCCUUUUCGAACGCGAUACCCGAGUUUGCAAAGACGCCGACACAGCACGUAAAGGCGACACUGCCUCCCACACUGGGUGGGUUUCCGGGCGAGGCAGAGAUACGAUACUUUGUCAAGGUCACAGUAAACAGGCCGCAGUUCUUCAAGGAAAAUCCGAGGGCAAUUGCGAACUUCAAUUUUCUUCCAAUUGAACCUCCGAGACCAGACAAGACAGACGGCGAGGCGUAUGCGAGGCGACAACAUGAGUUCCUUGAGAAUGCCCCAAGCGUCGCGGCAGGCAAACGAAUGAGCUUCUUCGAUAGAAAGAGCUCGACAGGAAGUGCUCCGCCAUCACCGACGACAGGCAGUGUGCCACCUCGGAUAGCCAUUGAUGCCCGAUUGCCCAAUCCUGCCAUCCUCACUAGCAACCAAGACUUACCGCUGAGACUACUUGUGAAGAACGUCAGCGCGCGCACAAAGAACAUUUAUCUGCAGAUGCUCCAGAUUGAGCUGAUAGGGUAUACCAAAGUACGCGCGCACGAGGUAUCACGUACAGAGUCAAACAGCUGGAUCCUGUGCUCUUUCAGUAACAUGGCUAUUCCCAUUGGAAGUCCCUCUGACCCUCUGGAUACGGAAGUGCCCAUUAACGCCGAGUACUGGUCUGAGAAGCCUGUACCCAAUACGGUGCCACCCACCUUCACGUCAUGCAACCUCGCGCGUUUCUACGAGUUAGAGAUACGUGUCGGCGUUGGCUACGGGAGCUACAAACACGGUGAAGAUCAGCUCAUCGUCUUACCCCUCCGACUACCAGUCAAGGUCUACUCGGGCAUCGCGCCACCCAAAGCACUCCUGGAGGGUGGUUUCCCUGCAGAAAAGCUAACCACACUUGCCCCACCACCCCAAGCAGCUGCUCACACACCAACGACGCCAACCCAAGGAGGCUUCAACGCACCUAACGCGUCUUUCGGACAGCCAGUACAGCCCCAGCAUGCUCCCGCUUAUGACGAUGCCCCACCGAGCUACGAGGACGCGAUUGGACAGGAUCUUCCCCCGAUCAAUGGUUACAGAGGUAGUUACCAGCCCCCUCCUGCACCCGAAGGCGCGCCCAGAUUUUCCGACGAAAAGAGAAGAUGAGGAUGCGGCUUUCGUAUCGACAAUGUGCAGCCUAGCUGU